Effrenium voratum is the source of this 5250-nucleotide messenger RNA. The record is from the annotation of a GenBank genome assembly. Lineage: Eukaryota; Dinophyceae; Suessiales; Symbiodiniaceae.
AUGGACGCGCCCGGGUCCUACGCGGCCCACGGCGCGGACGCGCGGACGCUGCAACAUAAGCUGCAGCCGGGGGACACGUGCCUUGGCGGUGACAAGAUGGAGGACCCCGUGACAAAGUCUUACAUCGCUGUCUACAUCGACCCGCUGCUUCUUGGACCCGCGACAGAGGGUCAGCUGUGCGCAAGUAGGCUGCUCGGCCGCAGGGAGUCAGGAACAGCGCGGCCACUUGUCUUUGCCAACUCAGAGGGCAUCAAGCUCUGGGUGUUGGGGGCCCUUGCGUCGGUGCUCCCGGCCUCCAAAAGCUUGCUGGAGUUGCAGCUGGCGAUGCAACGCCGCUGCCCCGCCCCAGUGCCCAACCUGUUGGCCGCGACGGUGCUCACGCUGCUGGCGCUGGUGGCACUGCUGUGCGCCGAGGCAGCCUGGAGUUGGCGGAAGGAAGAUGAGGAGUUGGAGCAGAAGGCGGCCAAGUCGGAUUUGAUCCACAUCAAGCCGGCUUUUCAAAGCUUCAAGAGUGGCAUUGGCUGGCUGCUUGGCUUUGUGACAUCCUUGUCCGCCUUGCAGACUGGAGCUUUGCUGGUCGUGGAGAAGUCCUGCGAUGUGGAAGCUGCAGUUUGGCUUGUGGCGGCUAUGCCGGCAUUCUUGGCGCUGGCAGCUGCCGUGCAUUUCACCUCUUUGCUUUGCAAGCAGCAGCUAGUGCACGCGUACCUUCAACAUGGGCAAAUGCUUGUCGAUUUGCCUGCAACCAUCUAUCUUGACAAGCUUCUCUUCCUUGGCCUUAUCGUCUACGGCUUGCUGGUCGUCUUCUCGCUGGGCUUGGCUCUGGCGGCCCUAGCUGUCCCAGCACUUGCCGGGCCUUGCUGGGCCUUGCUGCAGUCUAUUAAUGCGAGCCGUGACAUUGAGAAAAUGCAGCACCUCGUGCUGACGGAUCUUGGCAAACUGGGCCAAGGAUCCCACCAAAUUCAGAUGUUGCCGUGGGUCUCCAUGCUGGACGCAGCUCGAGGUGGACGUUCAGAUCUUGGAGACACUAUGACAUCUGAUGCGAAGCCGCGUCCUUUCAGGCCAGGUGGCAUCACUUGGCAUCGGCACCACCUCCGGCGCCUGACUGGAUCUUCAAGUGGCUUUUUGGUGAUCCCGGGCUUCUUUGGCGUCCUUGCCACGUCGUGGAUCAUCUCGGCAGUCCACAUGGCAAGCUACGCCUGUGCCAAAGGCGAACUGACACAUCUGCGGCUGGCAAGCUCGGACGCAGUGGUCUUUCAGCCCUGGCAGCCAAAGUACAACGCGGCCAUGGAUGUGUCUUUCCAGCAGGUGGCCGUGCAGGCCAUGUCUGCGCCACCCAGCACCAGAAGAAUCUCUUUCACGCAGCCUAUGAAGCCUUCAGAAGCGACCGGGACGGUCACCAGCUACAGCAUCGUGCAGUCGUUCAGCGCCCCCACCGAAGAGAUCCAACUCUCACAUCGCAUGGUGCCACGAGUUGCGACCAUCACGGUCGAGGGCCUACGCUCCUCCUUACCCACCACUCGCUAUGAGAUUCGCUUCUCACCGCUGGUCACCCUCCCCGUUCUCCUACAGCUUACUGCGCCCAAUUUCGCCAAGAAAGUGGCGUGGUCCACUCUGCCAGGAUCCAUUCUGAGUGUUCCAGCAGGCCUCGAGGAGCUGCAAAUCGCAGUCUUCCUUGCGGACUUCGUGGUGGGCGUCCCGGAAGCUGAUCCGAAGAAUGUCCCGGCAGAGACGCUUCUGUGGACAGGUUUUGAGGCCAAGACCAACCAGAGUUGCGCGGACAGCUGCCGCCGCCACCCAAACUGCUUAACAUCCUACGAUGGCCAUGACGCCGGCUGCUUCUUUGCAUUCGGAAAUCGCAGCAGCUUGGAAAAUGGCACGGGCCCGCCCUUCAGACCAGCGCACGGCAGGAGCGUCAGAGGAUGGAUGCAGGGGUGCCGUGCGGCAGAGCCCAGUCAAGACCACUGCGCAGUGCCGGCCGAGGCCCAAGACAGCCUGAAGUUCAACGGUUUCUUGCCAGAUUGGAGGUCUAUGAGUGCAUCUCUCGUCUUCGAGCUUCACAUCGAAGCUGGGGAGCAGGAACAUGAUGCAGAGGUCACUACCAUUGAACUCCAGCAGGGGCCGCCAAUUCCCAUUGAUGUCAUUGGAGUUUUGGUUGGGGACAAGGAAGGCGGAAGCGCAAUAUUGCUGAAGAGCAAUGCAUUUGUGGACACUGACCGGAAGAUCACUGUGGAAGUCUCCGAAUACCAACCGCUUGAGUUGAAGAACCUCAGACUCUUGCUGUUGCCUAUACUUCCCGAUCAUGACUUUGAGGUUCAUUGGGGUUCCUUGGCGCCAGCAGCAGCAGAAGACCAGAAGUACUUCGAGAACAGCGCGAAAUGCCGCAGCCCCUUGCUGCGAUCCCGCUACAAGGUGUGCGGCGCCCCGCUUCACGGCCAGCUGGAUGACCAGCCCCGCAAAUUUGAGCUGAAUCCGCUAACUGGGCAACCGGAGCAAGCCAUGACCUUUGAGGUUUGGCCAAAAAGUCCCGGCGGUUGGGACUUGAAUUCUGCCCCGCACAAGGUCGACAUCCGUUUUGUUGGUGUCGACAGCCCCAUUGCCUGGGCUGCGCGACGAGAGGGUUGCUCCACUUUGGAGAAUGUGUCUGCUGCGGUCGCCGCAUCGGCGGAUGCAGCAUGCCACCUCCUCCGGAACUACACAGAUCCCUGCCGUCCCCUUUGCCAGUUGAUGGACAAGCAGAGUUUCGGAGGCCAGUGGCAGAGUGGCAACUUUCUAGCCCCGCUGUUGAGCGAAAGGGGCUUGGCGCAGGCCAUGUCAUGCCACCUCGAGGCUUGCAGGGAAAAUUACACAUGGAGUUUCAGAGAUGGCAUUUUUUUUCUGGUGGGACACAGCGCGCGAGCAUCAUCCAAAGCCAUCCUCGAGGUGGCCUCCAAGCCAGGCGGGCUGGAGUUUGUCAAGAACCUACACCAGGGCUUCAAGGCAGAGGCGGAGGAGGGCGAGAAGGCAAAGAGGACAUAUGAGGAGGUGCUGCGGAGCUUUGCAACGGAAGUUUGGACCAUCCCUUUUGAUGCUGCGACCGUCGAAGCUUUGGCUAGCUUUUCAGAAACUAUGCCAAAGUUGUUGUUGAAGUAUUGGGUCACUUCGCGUGGCGCUCUGCCGGAGAAUGUCACGGAGUUCCGCACUCUGCAGGCGGCCUUCGACCCCGUGACGGACCUGCGCUUGAGCCUGACCGACCCAGCGCAGCUGGAGCGGGUGGCCGCCGCAGUGCCGUUGGCCCGGAAGCUGAAAACAUUGAAGCUCAACUGCCCUGGUGCCUGGCCUUUGCCGUGGCCCAACUGGUGCGGCGGGGAGCGGCUCGAGGUGCUUGACAUGGUCAACUUCAAUUUGCGACGGGCCUUCGAGGCGCCGAGGCAAGGCCACUGCCAAGGAGGGCUCGCUCACGGCCUCACCAACCUGGAAAGAUUAGACCUCGACAACAAUCAGACCCAAACGUUGCCCAAGGAGGUCUUCCAGCACCUCACCAAGCUGAAAGCGUUGCGGCUGAGCCACAAUCAGAUCCAAACGUUGCCCAAGGAGGUCUUCCAGCACCUCACCAACCUGGAAACGCUGCGCCUGAGCCACAAUCAGAUCCAAACGUUGCCCAAGGAGGUCUUCCAGAACCUCACCAACCUGGAAACGUUGGACCUGAGCAACAAUCAGAUCCAAACGUUGCCCAAAAAGGUCUUCCAGCACCUCACCAAGCUGAAAGCGUUGUACCUGAUCAACAAUCAGAUCCAAACGUUGCCCAAGGAGGUCUUCCAGCACCUCACCAAGCUGGAGAAGUUGGACCUGGAGAAUAAUCAGAUCAAGACAUUGCCCAAGGAGGUCUUCCAGAACCUCACCAACCUGGAAACGUUGGACCUGAGCAACAAUCAGAUCCAAACGUUGCCCAAGGAGGUCUUCCAGCACCUCACCAAGCUGAAAGCGUUGCAGCUGAGCCACAAUCAGAUCCAAACGUUGCCCAAGGAGGUCUUCCAGAACCUCACCAACCUGGAAACGUUGGACCUGAGCAACAAUCAGAUCCAAACGUUGCCCAAAAAGGUCUUCCAGCACCUCACCAAGCUGAAAGCGUUGUACCUGAUCAACAAUCAGAUCCAAACGUUGCCCAAGGAGGUCUUCCAGCACCUCACCAAGCUGGAGAAGUUGGACCUGGAGAAUAAUCAGAUCAAGACAUUGCCCAAGGAGGUCUUCCAGAACCUCACCAACCUGGAAACGUUGGACCUGAGCAACAAUCAGAUCCAAACGUUGCCCAAGGAGGUCUUCCAGCACCUCACCAAGCUGAAAGCGUUGCAGCUGAGCCACAAUCAGAUCCAAACGUUGCCCAAGGAGGUCUUCCAGCACCUCACCAAGCUGAAAGCGUUGCAGCUGAGCCACAAUCAGAUCCAAACGUUGCCCAAGGAGGUCUUCCAGAACCUCACCAACCUGGAAACGCUGCGCCUGAGCCACAAUCAGAUCCAAACGUUGCCCAAGGAGGUCUUCCAGCACCUCACCAAGCUGAAAGCGUUGUACCUGAGCAACAAUCAGAUCCAAACGUUGUCCAAGGAGGAGGUCUUCCAGCACCUCACCAACCUGCAAACGUUGCACCUGAGCAACAAUCAGAUCCAAACGUUGCCCAAGGAGGAGGUCUUCCAGCACCUCACCAAGCUGGAAUCGUUGUACCUGAGCAACAAUCAGAUCCAAACGUUGCCCAAGGAGGUCUUCCAGCACCUCACCAAGCUGGAAUCGUUGUACCUGAGCAACAAUCAGAUCCAAACGUUGCCCAAGGAGGAGGUCUUCCAGCACCUCACCAAGCUGGAAUCGUUGUACCUGAGCAACAAUCAGAUCCAAACGUUGCCCAAGGAGGUCUUCCAGCACCUCACCAAGCUGGAAUCGUUGUACCUGAGCAACAAUCAGAUCCAAACGUUGCCCAAGGAGGUCUUCCAGCACCUCACCAAGCUGGAAUCGUUGUACCUGAGCAACAAUCAGAUCCAAACGUUGCCCAAGGAGGUCUUCCAGCACCUCACCAAGCUGAAGACGUUGGACCUGGAGAAAAAUCAGAUCCAGGCGCUGCCCAAGGAGAUCUUCAACAACCUCAAAAGCCUGAAAAAGUUGGAUCUCGAGAGGAAUCAGCCAGGUCUGGAGAGACCCGCUGUCUGCGAGAAAUCGGAAGGUCUUUGCGUUGGGCCGUAGAUAGGCCGGCCUGGCAAAGGCGCUUUAGGAGCUUUUGGAGUCUGC